GAGCGACCACUGUUGGCUUUAGAUAGCUGACUCGCAGGCUGUGCGGCCGACCGAUCGACCGACUGACAGACGGACUGACGAGCGGAAGAACUGGAUAGCCGACUCGCUCGCUUGCCCGCCCUGCAGGUAGCAGUGGCAACAGCAGUGGCAGGAAGUUUCGAGUCUGCCCGUCGCGCUCAUUGACGUUCGGAAGAAUAUUCAAGUUCGAUAUGACGGCUCUCAGAAUAAUCGCGAAGCGACCUUCUCCAGAUGAAGGUGAAGCCAACCGGUUCGCUACGAUUGGACGCCACACAAUGUCUCGGGCCCCGCUAGCGAUGGCUAUCGAAACCCCCAUUUGGAGUGGAUCUCCUCAGGGCGUCCUAUGUUAUCCAUCGCCCACAAAAAGCCUCGAUCGGAAAUAUUCGAAGCGAUGGUCUCUCUACAACAGGAAAACGACUCCAAAACGCAAGGAGAAAAACAAUCAAACAGCGAAUCGACAUCCCAGCCAACAACAACUGACCUCGGAACCCGACGACAUAACGGAUCGCUUGUGCGUUCGCCGCAAGUGGACUUCGAACGAGAACUUCCGCGCGGUGAAUAUCUUCGAGGAGGAAACGAGCCCCUCCCGAAUCUGGAGGCAAGAGACACAACUAGACACGAAUAUGAACAUGUUUUCGUGGAGAGGCGAAGAGUGUCCGGACGUGCCAGACUCGCGUCUCGUGAAGGAGCCGAGUGUUCAAUCUCUGAAAGCGUCCGGCUACGAAGUACCGAUACCAUGCAGUAUAGGCCUCGCCCCGAACGACAGAGCGAAUUCUCUGAACUCGUUCAUGACAGACGAUUCCAUCAGAUUGGCUUCGACAGGUACGGCCACCCUCCGUCGACAGACCUCAUUGAGGAAAGUGGAAUUACCGAAAGUGUCAGGAAACGGUCCGAGUUUGAAAGAAGUCAAAGCCCUCCUGAAAGAGGAGGCGAAGAACCUACCCCCUCCAUUGAAGCUGAUUCCGAUUUCGCCUUCGAAUCACGAAUCGAAAGCCGGUUUCGCCAAGUUCCUCUUGAGGUUCUCCUCACGAGGCUCUGCCGAACAACAGAAAACAAUAUCAGCCCCGAUCGUCGAAUCGAUCAGGGCUCCGGUCCGGAGGAACCUCUCACUCGGCUCCGUGGAUCGUCGGAUCAAACCUCCGAUUCCACCGAAACCUCAAUUCCAAAGGAACAGUCUGAGCUCGAGCUCGGGGGACUCGCACUCAACGACGUCGUCGAUCGCAUCCGACCAAACCCUCACGGACGAGGACCGGAGCGUGGACAUCCGCUGCGACCUCGACGACGUUCUCAUAAUGGACCUGUUGAAAACGUUGGACAUCGACGACGACGAAAAAGUCAAACUGGCGCGGCGGGAAUCACCGACGGCAGAGGAUAACGCGCUAUCGGAACUGGACGCGGCGAUGGAGAAGUUGAUCGCUGCUACCGCUGCUGCUGCCGCCGCUGCCGCUAUCAUCGACGACUCCUCUACCGCCCCCGUCGCCAGUCGAGCUAGAUUGCGAAUUCAUAUCGUUCAGACUUUCUAUUCGACGUACCAAGCGCGGAAAAGAGUGCGAAUGGCUUGUUAA
Molecule: messenger RNA, 1583 nt
Organism: Galendromus occidentalis (western predatory mite)
Lineage: Eukaryota; Metazoa; Arthropoda; Arachnida; Mesostigmata; Phytoseiidae
Exons: 3
Coding region: 210-1583 (457 amino acids)
Source: RefSeq, a predicted model, not a curated record